Durusdinium trenchii is the source of this 324-nucleotide messenger RNA. NCBI's taxonomy places the organism in Eukaryota, Dinophyceae, Suessiales, Symbiodiniaceae. The record is from the annotation of a GenBank genome assembly.
AUGGUGGGCAUCCCGAAUUGGGUGCCCUUCUAUGUAGGCUUGGCGGGGGCGAUGAUGGUGAACCCCUUCAUUUUGCAGGUCGUCGGCUUCCCAAGGAACUUCCUGCAGCAUGGGAUCUUUCUGAUCAUCCAGGCUCUCUUUGCAAAUAUCGGCUAUUGUGGCAAGAUCGGCGUGGCGGCGGGCUACUUCAGCAUUGCCGUUGGCGUUCUUGACCUGAUCGCCAGUGCCUUUCACAUUAAGAGUGAUCGCAUGAAGGACUUGCAGCUCGUGAAGGACCAUCCGGACUACUCCACACAUGAGGACGAUGACGAUGAUGACGAGUGA